Messenger RNA from Kwoniella mangroviensis CBS 8507, 1563 nucleotides. RefSeq lists its product as uncharacterized. The record is from RefSeq and is a predicted model, not a curated record. The coding region runs from base 1 to 1563 and encodes 520 amino acids. The transcript has 11 exons. Lineage: Eukaryota; Fungi; Basidiomycota; Tremellomycetes; Tremellales; Cryptococcaceae. Gene Ontology annotation, molecular function: succinate-semialdehyde dehydrogenase (NAD+) activity. Gene Ontology annotation, biological process: GABA catabolic process.
AUGUCCUCGAUCCGGAUCUCGAAAAGCGUUGGACGGUUCAACCGACUUGUCCAUACUCGUACAAGACAAUUCGCUUCAUCUUCAAGAUCGACUAGCUCCCUGCCUACCGUUCCAUUAUGGAUCAACGGAGAAUCUCUCGCUUCCUCCUCAGCAGGUGAAGCUGUAAACAAACAUCCAAAGACGGGUAGAGAAACUUGUCAGACUGUAGUAGCUGGAGAGGAGGAAGUGAACGAUGCUAUUAUCUCUUCCAGAACUGCAUUCGGUGAAUGGAGGGACGUUACUGGCUGGGAGAGGAAAGGGAUCUUACAGAAUGUUGGGAAUUUGAUCAAGGAUCGUACAAAGGAUCUGGAAGAAGCACUACGUGCCGAUAGUACUUUCUCGGAUCUGGUAGUGAAGAAAAAUCAGGAAUCUGCUUUACAUCUUUUGGACGGUGCUUCUCAUACAGCAAUCUCAUUCGAGGGCACGAUACCUCAAACUGUUGAUGGGAGCUUCUCAAUGGUCCUUCGACAACCUUAUGGUCCUGUAUUGAGUAUACCUGCAUUCAAUUAUCCUCUGACAUUGGCUUUGAGGAGUAUAGCGUACCCUCUCGCAUGUGGAAAUACUGUCCUGCUAAGAGCAUCACCUCUCUUACCUCAAUUCUUCCAGCUUCUCGGUCCCUUAUUCCAAGAUGCAGGUUUACCCAAAGGCGCUCUACAGAUCUUGAAUUUCUCCGAGAGAGAUGUGGCGGAGAGGAUAGAGCAGAUCAUCGCUCAUAGGGAUGUAAGGAUGGUCAAUUUCACUGGGUCGGUUAGAUUGGGUAAGAUCCUAGCUGCGAAAUGUGGACAGUAUCUAAAACCAUCAGUAAUGGAAUUAGGUGGUAAAUCAGUAGCUAUAGUUUUACCUAGUGCAGAUCUGGAAUUAGCCGCCAACAAUAUCCUCUUCGGAGCAUUCUUCAACUCUGGACAAGUUUGCAUGUCCACCGAACAAGUAUUGGUACAUUCGGAAAUUGCUAAUGAGUUCGAAAAGGUGUUGAAGGAAGUUGCGGAACAAGCUAAAUGGGGUGAACAGGGUAUGGAGAUGGUCAGACCUGGUUCAGGUGAUGGCGCGAGGGAUUUAUAUGAUGAUGCGAUAAAGGAGGGCGCCAAGGUAUUAUAUUCUCCUUCGGACACCUCUUCUUCUACAUCAUCAACCUCGUUUCCUCCUACUAUCUUUUCAUCUCUCCCUACCUCCUCUAAAUUAUACAUCGAAGAAUCAUUCUCCCCACUUCUCUCCCUACAUCGGUUAUCCAGCACAGAGGACAUAAUCCAACAUGCCAAUUCGCAUUCUACCGGUCUCACUUCUUCAAUAUUCACGAACGAUUAUCGGGAAGCGCUAGACAUGGCUAAAGAACUUGAGACUGGAGCUGUACAUGUAAAUGGAAUGACGAUACAUGAUCAACAUAACCUGCCACAUGGAGGAUGGAAAGAUAGUGGUUAUGGAAGAUUUAAUAGUAAAGGCGCGAUUGAAAGUUUUACGCAGACGAAGAAUGUUAGAUUCGUGAAAGGGGGUAAACUCCCUUUGGGAUUGAUUUAUCAGGGAUUAUAA